Messenger RNA from Thermothelomyces thermophilus ATCC 42464, 1874 nucleotides. RefSeq lists its product as uncharacterized. Bases 450 to 1679 code for a protein of 409 amino acids. The transcript has a single exon. Lineage: Eukaryota; Fungi; Ascomycota; Sordariomycetes; Sordariales; Chaetomiaceae. The record is from RefSeq and is a predicted model, not a curated record.
UUUUGCCAAUACCCUCGUUCACCCCAACACUAUUUGAUUUUGACGAUUGUUCACCAUCGAUUUUUUUUUUUUUAAAAAAAAAGUCUGGGCCACAGAAGAGUCCAGACUUUUCCAGAAGCAGCCAUCAAGGUCGCCGCCCCGACUUUGGUGCUCCCGGAUCUCCGGCUGGAGAUUUUAGCGACUUCGGACCCUUGACAUGUUCGCAAUCAGAAGACGGUUUUCCUCUCCUCUUCCUACCGACCACAGACCAAGGUGACGGGCGUCACUUUCUCCCGCGCAACGACACAGGCGCGAUUUUGCCAGGAAUUUUGAGCUGAACAGGAGCGCCGCCAUCAACCCCUCGCAGCGGCUGGGGGGGUUUACCGGAGAGAUACAUAUCUCUCAACUGUUUUGGGGCUGCAGAAGUGUUUUUGUGUUGGACGUCUUGGACAUUGCAGAAUCCAGAGAUCAUGGCUGCCCCAUAUUCCCCCUACGGGUCUACGCCCGGUCAGGAGUACCUUUACGACGAAACGAAGUUUCCCACCCCGUCCCCGACUCCCUCCCCCCGGGGAUCGGGCUACUACUACGGCGCCACACCUCAACGGCCGGCAACGCGAGCACAUUUCCGCAACGGGAGCACCAGCGGCAUCAACAGCGGCUACGCCAGCCCUCGGGGUCCCUCCUUCUCACCGCGUUACACGAGCGACGGCCAGUACGCCACUGUCAAUGUGAGUGUCUCGCGGUCACGCAAGCCAAGUUUUUCGGGUCCGCCGCGCCCCACGCGCGAGCGUCGCUCCUCCUUUUCCUACUAUCCGUCCUCGAUAUCGCACGGCGAAUCCGACGAGGACGAGUUUGUCGAUCUCGGCGGCCGCGCCUUUGUGCUGCCGGGGCGGCCGCGACCGAGACCAUACAAGGACUACUUCACUGUCAACGCUGGUGGGCACGGAACUGAUUACGGCUACUAUGCACAGGGCGGUCCAAUCUUCGACAGGGAUGCUGGGUUCGCGUCUGCGCGGUUCGAGCCCGAUCGCCGGCCGCCCCCGCCAGUCGCCGGUCACGCCCGCCGCAACUCCACCUCGGUGCCCCAACGGCCCCAGACCGCCCGGCCCAUGGCCACCAUGCACAAGAAACCACCGGUUCCUCCCCAAUCCCGCCAGGCCACGGAGGACGAUGCCAAGCGGCACAAGAUCCCACCUGGUUACUCGCUGAAGAACUGGGACCCGACCGAGGAGCCCAUCAUGCUGCUUGGAAGCGUGUUCGAUGCCAGUUCCCUAGGAAAGUGGAUUUAUGACUGGACCGUCUAUCACCACGGCGCCGGCUCCCCCAUCGGUGACCUGGCCGGCGAGCUGUGGCUCCUCCUUAUCCAGCUGGCGGGAAAGAUCAAGCGUGCCGAGGGAACCGUCGAGAAGAUCAGGUCCAAGGACAACCGGGAGAUGGUCGAGGAAUUCAUUGAGGCCGGUUACCGACUCACCGACAAGCUCCGGAAGCUGCUCAAGGCCUGCGAAGCACCCAUGCUCAGGUCCAGCAAGCAGAAGAAGGAAGGCCAGCUUGGCAAGAGUGCCGGUGUUGAGUUUGUUGAGACUCUCUUCGGCCGCGAUCGCGAGAUGGAGCGGACUGAGCGCUUCAUGGCUUCUGUUCGUCUUUGGAACUUUCGCUUUGACACCAAUUGCGAGGAGAUUCUCAGGAAGCCCACCAUGUAAAAGCAGGAAUGGGGAUAUAUCCCUCCCUCCCCUUUCCUCCUGGACUUUUCUCCCUGGUGCCGGAUUCUUUGCCAUCAUGGGAUACCAUCCGGUCGGACAAGCUCUCAUUACCAAAACAACAAAAAAAGCAAAACACAACAGGAUACCCAUAAAACCAGGCUGUACGAUUAGGUCUCUUUUUCGGAGUCGUUUGGU